Molecule: messenger RNA, 1266 nt
Organism: Nanorana parkeri
Lineage: Eukaryota; Metazoa; Chordata; Amphibia; Anura; Dicroglossidae
Product: zinc finger protein with KRAB and SCAN domains 7-like
Exons: 5
Coding region: 1-1224 (407 amino acids)
Biological process (GO): negative regulation of transcription by RNA polymerase II
Molecular function (GO): DNA-binding transcription repressor activity, RNA polymerase II-specific
Source: RefSeq, a predicted model, not a curated record
AUGCCGGAGGAAAGACUACAGCUGGAGCCUGGGGAUAGGGAGGUGAGUAUUGACUGCCACAGACUAAGGAUCAGGCAGCAUCUCAUGAUGGAAGAACGUAAGACAGAUAUAGGUGAAAUCUUGGAUGCCAAGCAAAAGUUCCUUGAAGAUAUGGAGGAGCCAACAAAGUCAGAUGGAGAAACUGUGUGUUUUUCAGUAGAAGAACUGGAUUCUUUAGAAGAUCGGGAAAAGCAACGUAAUAAAAAUACAACAAAAAUUCACCAACGCCCAAACUUAGUGGGUUACCUGUAUGUGAAGCCUGAGACUGUAUCCAAAAUUCACAGUGGAGAGGAGCUGUGCGUGAGUAGUGAUUUAUACACUCACAGGAGGAAAAGACAGCCGUACUCCUCCCCAGAUACCUCCUUAAAUAAAGUUGUCCGAUCUCCUUCAAGACAAUGCAGAAAACAGAGGACACUUGCAAGUAGCUCACCUGCAGAAGAUCCACCUUCCACAGACCAACAUGAUAAGAGUUCCAAGACUGUAGCCAGCAAAAGUGACCUACCCACCAUAGCACACACCUGCAGUGAAUGUGGUGAUCGUUUUACUGAGCACUCCCUUUUUCUUAAACACCAAGCAAUUCAUGUUGAGGAUAGAAAUUUAGUAGUCAAAUAUGACAGUAACAUGUCCUCAACGAAGCAUCAAGGGGUCCAAACUAAUGAGCACACUGGCAGCCGUCUCCGUCAGAGAAAACACGUGAUCUACACUUCUAGUGCAGUUACAGAGAGAAAAGUUCAGACUGAGCCAAAAUCUUUUAUCUGUAAAGAGUGUGGCAAAAGCUUUACUCAAAAUGCAAGCCUAAUUGUACACAAGAGGACUCAUACUGGUGAACGGCCCCAUACCUGCAAAAUCUGUCUCAAGAGUUUCAUCAGUGGGUCCUACCUGGUCAUGCAUCAUAGAGUUCAUACUGGGGAGAGACCCUAUGUCUGUAAUGACUGCGGCAAACGUUUUAUUAGCAGCUCAAACCUUAUUAUUCACCAGCGUGUCCACACCGGGGAAAAGCCGUACCUAUGCACAGAAUGUGGCAAGUGUUUUGGUCACAGCUCCCAUCUAGUGAGGCACCAGAAGGUUCAUACUGGUGAACGUCCUUUUACUUGUGCUGAAUGUGGCAAGGCUUUCUCCAGAAGCUCACACUUGGUGAGGCAUCAAACCAUUCACAUGAGAAGUCUGGCCAACUCAACUGUGUGAAAUUAUGGACACACUAAUAAGAUAUGGAAGUAGACACUUUCA